Mus musculus (house mouse) is the source of this 1837-nucleotide messenger RNA. It is a transcript of the gene Ccdc83, whose product is annotated as coiled-coil domain containing 83. The record is from RefSeq and is a predicted model, not a curated record. The transcript has 11 exons. The coding region runs from base 125 to 1351 and encodes 408 amino acids. Lineage: Eukaryota; Metazoa; Chordata; Mammalia; Rodentia; Muridae.
GCGCAGUCUCUUAACUCAGUAGAUGCCCAGCCCUCUGAUGCAGUAGUCCCCCUUUAUCAGUUUCAGGUACCUGAGGAUCUUUGUGAUGGAUGGGCUUAAGGGGUCUUAGUGGCCAACCAGAGCCAUGGACAGCUCGGCCAAAGGAAGCAAAAAGGAUGCCCCUGAUGGACCACCAAAAGACUCGAAGCUGCCUGUCAGUGAGGCCCUUCUGGACUAUCAUCGUGAAAUAAAGGAGAAUGCGGUGGAGCGAUUCAUGUUCCAUAUCAAGAAGCUGAGGGAAAAGAAUCAAAAGUACCAAGAGAGGAAUAGACGCUUGAAGGAGGAACAGAAUUGGCACAUAAAGAAUCUUAUAAAAGAACUGAAAGAGAAGAAUUUGGAUGAGGCACCAAUAGUAACAAGAGAGGAAGUGGAGGAGGCAAUGAAGGAAAAAUGGGAGUUUGAAAGACAACAGGAGGCAAGCUUGAAAGAAAUGCGCAUACAAAUAAAUGAGGCUGAGAAGCUAUUUCUUGAAAAACUCAGUGAAAAGGAAUAUUGGGAAGAGUACAAGAAUGUAGGGAGCGCUCAGCACGCUCAACUCAUUGUUUCCUUACAAAAUGACAUCGACACAGUUAAAGAAAAUGCAGAGAAAAUGUCAGAACAGUAUAAAGUCACCCUGGAAGAUGAAAAAAAGAGGAUAUCCAGAGAAACAAUGAUCCAACUGAAACAGAGGAAAGAAUGGGCCACACAGCACGCUGUAAGGUUCAUUGACAAGAACAACUAUCGAGAGAUCUGGGAAAAUGACUGGCUAAAAAAAGAAAUCACAAUUCACAAGAAGGAAGUUGAAGAACUGGAAGCUUCUAUCCAUCUACUAGAAGAGGAAAAUUUGCUGCUUAUUGACCAGUUAAUUAACUGCAGACUUGUGGAUCUCAAAAUACCCAAGAAACUGUACAUUACUCAAGCAGCUGGGCUACAAGUGACACCCGAAGACGAAUCUUUAAAUUUGGCAGAAGCAGACACAGAGGAGAAUUUGCAGCUGCCCUCCAAAGAGGGGAGUGAAGACAUGUUGGACCUAUUACUGGGGAGCAACCAUGGCACUAGCAGCCCAGAGAUUCAGCCCAAGAAGACAGUGAGUAAAGACGGCUCCAACCCAGAGAUGGAGAGCUCCAUCACCCAGCACUUACUGCAUGAAGAUGAACAGGAUUUCAAGGAAUACGUAAACUUGGGCCCACUGGCAUUGAAGCUAAUGACUGUACAGGGCAAGAAAAUGCCCAUUCAUUUUCAAGAAAAGGAAAUUCCAGCUGAAGUUUAUGAAGACAUGCAGAGGAACCCUGAGAGCCAUAUCACACAUAAGCUGAUGAAGACAUUUAUUUAGGCCUGGGAGCCACACCUUUCUUUAUAAAUUCUUUGAGAAUUAAACGGCCCAAGUUGUUCACUUUCCUCACACAGCCGUCCGUUAGCAAAACUCGUGUUUCUGAUGGUUGUAAUUACCUUUAAAAUUCUGGCUUCAGGUAUCAAGCUAUUUGAUAUACCUGCCCAUCAUGAGUGACAGAAAACACACUGCUUUCUGUACUUAUAUAUUUAGGAUUUCAAAUCCUUCUCAUUUGAAAGUUCAUGGAAUCACUCAUGAACCCAAUAUGGAGUCAUUGUUAGAAAUGUUUUUAAGACAUUUUAGGGUAUGUACAUCAUUGUCUACUUCCCCCUCUGAGUACUAAAUGAUGAUCACUGUAAUGUAAACCUAUCUUUUAUCCUAUUUAUAAUGUGAAUUAGUUUAUCUCUUGUUGAGAUAAAAGGCCCCGACAGUAGGAACUUAAAGGAGACAGGGUUUAUUUUGGCACACAUCUUGAAGGUAAGUCCAUCA